This is a messenger RNA of Harpia harpyja (harpy eagle), 9345 nucleotides long. It is a transcript of the gene NFIA, whose product is annotated as nuclear factor I A. NCBI's taxonomy places the organism in Eukaryota, Metazoa, Chordata, Aves, Accipitriformes, Accipitridae. Gene Ontology annotation, cellular component: nucleus. The transcript has 13 exons. Gene Ontology annotation, biological process: regulation of transcription by RNA polymerase II. Bases 467 to 2122 code for a protein of 551 amino acids. The record is from RefSeq and is a predicted model, not a curated record. Gene Ontology annotation, molecular function: DNA-binding transcription factor activity, RNA polymerase II-specific; RNA polymerase II cis-regulatory region sequence-specific DNA binding.
GGCGCGGCGCAGAGCGGAGGGGGGGCGCGGAACAAGGUGGUGGUGGUGGUUGGUGGUGUUUGGGAGGAGGAGGAGGAGGAGGAGGAGGAGAAGGAGGAAGGGGGGGGGGGGGGCCCGGAGCGCGGACGGCGGCGGGUUGCGCGCGUAGAGUGCGCUAUGCCUUUAACGGCGCGCAGGGCAGGCAUGCCGAGCGCGUAGUGCGGGAAAAAGUCGAGGCGGGGUUAAAGUUCAGCUCAUGGAGCGGCUCCGCGCUGGCUGCAGUUUGGCAGAGUUGGAAAUGUGAAAGCAAGAAGCAGGCUCGGGGCUCCCCCUCCUCUCCUCUCUCUCUCUCUCUCUCCCUUUUUUUUUUUUCCCCUCCUCUCUCUCCCUCUCCCUCUCCCUCUCUCUCUCUCUCUCUCCCCCCUCUCUCUCUCUCCCUCUCUCCCCGCACACGCACACCUCCAAACCGCAGCCCCCCGCAGCAGUCAUGUAUUCUCCGCUCUGUCUCACCCAGGAUGAAUUUCAUCCCUUCAUCGAAGCACUUCUGCCUCACGUCCGAGCGUUUGCGUACACGUGGUUCAACCUGCAAGCCCGAAAAAGAAAAUACUUCAAAAAACAUGAAAAACGCAUGUCAAAAGAGGAAGAGAGAGCCGUGAAGGACGAACUGCUAAGUGAAAAACCCGAGGUAAAGCAAAAAUGGGCAUCCAGACUUCUGGCAAAGCUCCGGAAAGAUAUCAGGCCUGAAUUUCGGGAGGAUUUUGUUCUCACAGUCACAGGAAAAAAGCCUCCGUGUUGCGUUCUUUCCAAUCCAGACCAGAAGGGCAAGAUGAGAAGAAUUGACUGCCUUCGCCAGGCAGAUAAGGUCUGGAGGUUGGACCUUGUUAUGGUGAUUUUAUUUAAAGGUAUUCCGCUCGAAAGUACUGAUGGCGAGCGCCUUGUAAAGUCCCCACAGUGCUCUAACCCCGGGCUGUGCGUACAGCCCCACCAUAUAGGAGUUUCUGUUAAGGAACUCGAUUUAUAUUUGGCAUACUUUGUGCACGCAGCAGAUUCAAGUCAAUCUGAAAGUCCCAGCCAGCCAAGUGAAGCUGAUAUUAAGGACCAGCCAGAAAAUGGACAUUUGGGCUUCCAGGACAGUUUUGUCACAUCAGGUGUUUUCAGUGUGACUGAGCUAGUAAGAGUCUCACAAACACCGAUAGCUGCAGGAACAGGCCCUAAUUUCUCCCUCUCAGAUUUGGAAAGUUCUUCAUACUACAGCAUGAGCCCAGGAGCAAUGAGGAGGUCUUUACCUAGCACAUCCUCUACCAGCUCUACAAAACGUCUCAAGUCUGUGGAGGAUGAGAUGGACAGUCCUGGUGAGGAGCCGUUUUAUACAAGCCAAGGGCGCUCUCCAGGAAGUGGCAGCCAGUCAAGUGGAUGGCAUGAAGUGGAGCCAGGAAGAGGAAACUCACUGGUCAAACCCUUGGACACCAGAAUAGUUGCAUGCAGUUUCCCAGGGAGCCAGAUAGCUCUAAAGCUUCCCAGAUAUCUAAGAAACCCCGAACACCGCGGAGCACUACAUGGAAUGCCAUCGCCAACUACAUUAAAGAAGUCAGAGAAGUCUGGUUUCAGCAGUCCCUCGCCUUCGCAGACCUCCUCCCUUGGAACGGCUUUCACACAGCACCAUCGACCUGUCAUUACAGGACCCAGAGCAAGUCCACAUGCAACACCAUCGACUCUUCAUUUUCCAACAUCACCCAUUAUUCAACAGCCUGGGCCAUACUUCUCACACCCAGCAAUCCGCUAUCAUCCUCAGGAGACUCUGAAAGAGUUUGUCCAACUUGUCUGCCCCGACGCUGGUCAGCAGGCUGGACAGGUGGGGUUCCUAAAUCCCAAUGGUAGCAGCCAAGGCAAGGUGCACAAUCCAUUCCUUCCUACCCCAAUGUUGCCACCACCACCUCCGCCACCAAUGGCUAGGCCUGUGCCUCUGCCAGUGCCAGACACAAAACCUCCAACUACAUCAACAGAAGGAGGGGCCACCUCUCCCACUUCUCCAACCUACUCGACACCCAGCACCUCCCCCGCAAACCGAUUCGUCAGUGUUGGACCACGGGAUCCAAGCUUUGUAAAUAUCCCUCAACAGACUCAGUCCUGGUACCUGGGAUAAAAGUCUCCGCUUCCCACCACCCACCGGACAGACCACCAGACCCCUUCCCACCUCUGUAACACGGAAGCAGCAGCAACGCAGCGCAGCGACUUCACAUCGGCGGAAGGGGAGGCGAGCAGACACCGACAGCAAACUAGUACAUGGAAAUGGCAAACGUUAUGGUUGAAUGGCAAAGGCCGUAACUUUUUCGAGAUUUUAUUUUUUUUUUUUUUUUUUUUUAGACAACUUAGGACUGUUGUAAUUUCUCAUAUGGUGCUGGAAAUGGUUGGGCUUCAUAACUUUUGAAGUGUUUCAUUGGUAGUGUAAGCGUUAGGUGACACUGAGUAGAACUAGCCUCUGCUGCUGCUUACCAACUCGCUGUUGUAACACACUUUCCAUAUGGAGCCUAACUGUUUUACAGUAUCCUCAUCGAUUUUUCCCAUACAGGUGUGAGACUUCUUGAGAAAUCAUGAAACACACUUAAACUAUAACUUUUGUAGUAGCUGAAUUCUGCAAUAUAUAACUUACCGGACAGACAUAGAGCAUGUUUUUCUGUAACAUAUCGGAAAAAAAAUUGCAGGUUUUUUUUUUUGUUGGGGUUUUUUUUUUGUUUUUUUUUUUUUUUUACAGUUGGCACUUAGAUACGUAACAUGAACCAUAAGAGCAUUGUCAACAAUUUUUUUCCACUCAAUUGCAGAGCGAUUUAAAACAUCGAACUACUACUAUUCACUAAAAAAAAAAAAGAAAAAAAAAGAAAAAAAGUUUGAAAUGCUGCACUUACAUUUAAAAAAAAAACAUUUUUCAACAAUUUUCAACAAUUACACAAAAAUUCACGCAGAAAUGGGGAAGUUGGUCUGUUUUGACAGAAACUGACAGGAAUCAAUCAAAACAAUCGAAUUUUGAAUUGAGUAAAGUGCAAUUUCAUUGGAUAGCUAAAUAUCUUUGUAAGAUAGAGAUUGUUGAAAAUUCUAUUUUUGUUUUCCAAGUCCUUCCACCCCAGGACUCUAAAUUAUUGGGGUAAAAAACAGCCUUGCAAGAAAAAGGGGAGCUAUUUUUGCUUUUUAUGUUUUUUAUUGUUGAACUUGUAUCCCUUUAAAACUGAAGGAAAAUUAAAAAAAAAAAAAAACAAAUCUAAUGGUGCUUUUACCACAAUAUGUUAACUACAUUAAAUGCUAAUUAAUCAUUUUCUGUUAUCAAAGCACAUAACUAAAAUGAAAUCAUAAUAUCUGUUAAUUUUAUAAGCUAAAAGUCACUAUAAUGGAUUAUGCCAAUUCUGACAAAUUUUACGUGUUUCCGGCAAUAUAGGGUUUAUCAGUUCUCAAACACCUUGGGAAUAAGAGAGAACGGUCCAGAAAGUAAAACACCUUUGUGUCCCUGAACUGGUACAUUUUCUGGACUGCGAAGAAAACAUUACAGAAACGAAUGAUGCUGAUCUUACAACUUAUGCCAGUUCAAAGCAAGGGCACUUGCUGAAGAAGAAAAAAAGAAAAAAAAAAAAAACACAAAAAAAGUUUGGACCCCAAACGUCCUGUAUCUUAUGUACAAAAAAAAGGAAAAAAAAAGAAAAAAAAAAGAGUGCAAGUGAUUUUUUCUAUCAGACAGCGGAGCACCCCUUUGCUUCACAUGCAACUUUAAGAAGGUUUCCUAUACUAUACAUAUAUAUACGUUCUGGUUGGCAAGUCCAGCUAAUCAGAGAAAGUCUCUGCAUGUUCUAGUGUUAGUAACUAAUUUUUAUAUAGUUAAUGUAGGGUAAAGUAGAGUGCAUUAAGACACAAUAUUGUAAUCCCUAUUCCAGGCACUUGCCUUUAAACUAUGUUUGUUCGACCCUUCAGAAGGGUUUCUACUACUGUCCUAUACAAUCAAGUAACUGAAAUUCUUGGGAAGACACUUUGCUCCUCAUCUUUUCCCUGAAACAAUGUUUUGUUUUGUUUUCUUAAUUUGCACGAAACAAAAAAAAAAAUUCCAUAUCAAUGUGCCUUGCCCUGGAUAGCGAUUAUUUGUGGAAUUGUUGCACAUGUUCCUAUAUUGAAAGGGGUUUUUCCCUAGUCAAGCAUUUGGAGACACUUUUUGUAAAUGUGACUUUUAUGUCAGCCAUUGUCAGUUUCAACAUCUAGAAUUAAAUAGGAUGUUAGUUGUUCCGCAGAUAGGAGUAGUGUUUAUUGUCCUGUAUGGUCAGUGGCAGUGCUAUUCUGAGAUCUGUAGAUGCUAGAUUAUCAGUAUUUUUGGAUGUUGCUGCAUUUUACAUUUUAUUUGGAGUCUUCCUUUUUGUUUUGUUUUCUCCCAGAUAUAUGAAAAUAUGCAAUACCUGCUUAUAUCAUGUAGAAAAGCUUAGCAAUUAUUAAUUUUUCUUUUAAUUUUUUUUUAUUUGACCAAAGUUGGUGCUGCACUUGACGCAGUGUGUUUUAGGUGUUUGUCUUUGUACUUUUGUGAUUUUGAAUGCACAUGCAGGAAGGGCUCUUCUUAGAGAAGCAGUCAAACUGUGAAGCACUAAGCUGAACCCUGCUUCAAGCAAUUUUUGUUUUACAACUGUUCCUUUCACAAGCAAGCCUUAAAAAAAAAAAAAACUUCCUUUUUCUUCAGAUCCCACACCCAUUUUUAUUAGCAGACUGCAAUCAAUCCACAUUCAAUAAAAGUAUAUAAUGCCCAUUUUUAUAUGCACGUUUUUAAACUUCCAAGUUCUGAAAAUUGUUUACUGGUUAUUCUCUAUUUAAGGAAAAAAUAAAAUGUUUUGGAUUUUCAUAUGUGUCUGAUAAGUGGUUGAGUAGUCAUUUUGCUCUAUUGUAUUGUGUGAUUGUUAGUAUAUGGUAUCACAUCCUCUAGCCAGCAUCCUUUGCCUUCCCUAUAGCACUUAGCUGGGCAUUACUUUAUUAAGACAUAUGUGCACUAAAAAAAAAAAUAGCAGCUUUCAGUGCUUCACAGUGAAGGGAAAAAAGCCUAGACAAACAUUUUGUCAGAACCUUGCUAUGAGACAAGGUAUUACCAGUAAAUUGGUUGUAUAUACAAUAAAAUUGCACCCUUUUUUAAACAAAACAAACUAAGCAAUAGUUUGGGCAGUUAGUUGUUUUUAGUGAGCAUGUUGUAGUCAUGGCUGCAAAGAGAGAGAAUUAAACUGCCCACUCAGAAGAUAUGUAAUUUGUAUGUUGUAUAGUUUUAUUGAUUACACUGAUUUAUUCUACCCUAUUUUAUAAUGCAGGACUUUUGUAAUGUUGUUUAAAUGAGGAAAAAUUUCUGUCAAAUUAGCUUAGUGGAAUUUCUGAUUGUUCGUUAUAAAGGCAGCGUUCAUAGAAUUGCUUUUUUUUUUUUUUUUUUCCUUUGGGAACUGGAUUUAAGUUAAAAACUUUCCCGUUUCCUUUUUGUAUGUAUUUAAAUACAGUUAUUUUUCUUCUCUCAAUGGUAUAGCAUAUUCCUAUGCUUGAGAAGUAUAGGCUACUGAAGAACCAUUGUAAAUGGACAUUACAGGUAUGCUGUAUUUUUGAAGGUAUUUUGUCAUAUUAAGUUUGAUGACGCUAAAGUUAGGGAACUCUGAGCAGAAUUGCGAGAAAAAAAAAUGUUUUAAAGGCUUUAAAACAUUAGGUAGGCGGUCAAGGGUGUUAACCAACAGGGGUUGUAAAGUAUUACACACUAAAUUAAAUUUUCGUUCACCUUACUCUCACGCAGAAAACCCAGCAGUUCCGUUCUGUGCAGGUGUAGAGAACAAACAGUGUUUUAGUCCUCCGAGUCAAGCCAGGAGUGGGGAGCCGAGCAGGAGGGGUCCCGCUGGGGUGUGCGGGCUGCGGGCAGGAGUCGGGCCGGCGGCCGGAGCCCCCGACUCCGCGUCGGGUUACGUUCCCGCUCCCCUCCGAGUCGCUCCGGCCGGCCUUUUGGAGUCUCGCGAACAACUUUUUUCUCCCCGUCUCCUUCUCUCCAGAAACCGUCAGACGCACAAAUACUCUGACCUGUAUCCACCCCCCCACCCAUCCAAAUUUAAAGCCCUAGAACUGGCUUAGCGCGAAUUGACUUUUUCUCAAGUUAAUUCCUUUCUUUUUUCCUCUUUUUUUCGAGCGAGGGCACUUGCUUUUAUCAUGCCGCACACCCCAGCAAUGCCAUUAUUAUUUAUUCUUCUUCCUUUAUAAUAAAAACUUUCGGGCUUCGAGUUUAGGCAGCCAUGGUACACUUUGUCUCUGUUGCUUGUUCCCCCUCCCCUUAAGGUCGAAGGGGAAAAGAAACACCAAGUUUUCUCAACUCCACAGUAUUCAGUCAGCCCACAGGAAUAUGCAAAAUCCCUCUAACAUUUUUUUUUUCUUUCUCUAGUUCUCUUUGUUCCGUAUAUUUGCAGCUUUGUAGUAACAGUGUUAUAAAAUAUUUACUGUACAAAAAUACAAAAAAACCCAGAUACAUAGCCUAAAACAGUUUUUUUUUCCUUGUGGUGAAUUUUUUUUUAAGAAUGUCAGUUAAUAUUGUACUUUGCAUUGUGUCUCUGGAAAUAUCUUUUUUUUUUUUUUUUUUUUUUUGGUAGAAGGCCUCCAUCGAACAAAAUUAAAACCAUAACCGGCAUGACAAUGUAAGGAGAGCUUCAAUGGCACCUAAACAAUAAAUAAAUAACAAAAUAAACCUCAUGAGGUCUGUCGGAGGCAGGUCUUGUGAAGUUAACACUGCCUGCUAGGCAGGAUUUUCAUUAAAUCAAGCUUACAAUGCCAAUUUUGUCUUGAAGUCAAUGCAUGUAUUACUGUUUGACAGUAAACCCAGCUAUGCCAUCAUCAAGUCCAAGGCUGCGCAAUAGUCUAAUUAGUAUCGAGUACAUUUUCCUUUUAUUUUUUCCAAUAAAAAAGCAGUGGGAUGAAAAUUGCUUUGAUAUAUAGCAGGUAACAUUGAAGCUAUUCCAUAGCACUUAACUGUAGUGAAUACUGUGUCACCAAUUCUGAAAUCAAUUUAAUGUUUAAUGCAAAUCCAUUACAUGGUGCUAUUACAGGCUGGCAAAAUGAUUUACAAAAAUGUGACAACUUGGGCUCAAUUCACUCUGCUUUCCAACAAUGUAAAUGCAUAGCAGUGUUUAUCUGCAUGAAAACUAUGCACUAAUCUAUCUGAAAAAAAAAAGAAAAGAAUAUAUCAACUUUGGUAUCUACUUUCCGUUUACUUCGAUCCUUGCCUUUUCGGUCAUUGUUAUAAUGCCAGCUUUAGGACAGAAAGAAUUAUAAGAAAACCAGCAUAAUACCUGAUAUAUUAAAAUGUAGUGCCUGUGAAAUCUGUAUUAUAUUGCUCUUCUGAAGUAAGAUUUUUCUACACCGGUAGCCUUCGCUGUCUGUCAGAACCUUCUGAUAUAGGUGAUGUAAAAUAACCGUACAAUAUUAAUGCAUGCUAUUCCAUAAUGCUUAGUAGCUGUAUGAAUAUUACUCAAAGUUAUGUUAGUCUUUUUUUCUGACUUGGUUCUUGUCAGAUAGGUUUAAAGAUAUUUCACUGAGAACGCAAAUUCUGUCUUUUCUUGAUUUGGGGUGUUUUCAGUAUUUUGGAGGUAUACAUUUACUUAAAUUCAGUAUUACUUGUGUUUUGGGUUUUUUUUCUUUUUUUUCUUUUUUUUUCCUUUUCUUUUCUUUUCUUUUUUUUUUUUUUUUUUUUUUUUUCCCUAGAGGGCAGGACAUGGUGUUUGAGACCAGAAAUCCGUGCCUGGUAAGAUUUUCGUCUCGAAAAGCUACCCUAAGAAUUCAGAGAGCUUGCUCUGAAGAACAGGUGCAUAAAGUUCAAAUUUAAGGGACAGUCCUUUAAACCCACAAACGAGAUUGAGCUCACGUUGCGAGAGAUUUCUUAAUGGGCAGCGGUUAACCAGGUACCCAUGCUUGACCCUUCUUCACACCAGACUUCCUCAUAUAGAAAGAAAAAAACCCUUUAAAAAAAAAAAAAAGAAAAAAAGAAAAAAAAAACCUCAUGUGGUUGUUUAGUUUCAUGCACAGUUGCAAUAUUUUUCUUCAGACAAACUCUGUACAAACUUUGGGCCCGAUUCAUAAAAGCUCCUUUGCUAUUAACACGGGAGGCUGGUGGGCUUUUCUCGUCCAAAUUGAGGAUGGCUUUCUUUCCCAGCGCACGCUUUGGCGAGCCCCGCUUUCCUCGGCACGCGCGCCCGCUGGCUUUCCUCUCCCUCCCCUUCCCCUCUCCGCCUCCCCUAACCCCACCGGAGAACGGGACUCGAUGGGAAGGGGCCGCGGAGGCGGCGCAGGACCAUGCUCCGACACCCCAGAGGCGCAGGCUGGCGGGAGAAACGGGGGAGACAGGGGAGAGGACGACUCCGUGCCGCGCUCUGGCCGAUGCCAGGGGUCUGUAACGCGGCGGUACGAGGCUGCUCGGUUACAAACGAGAUCUUGUCCGUACCGGGAAAAAAAUGACGCUAAGAUCGCUACCUCUCAGCUCUAGCGAAAAAACCUUCGUCAAGGCAAACGCUUGUACACAGUCUGAACUUUUGUACUUUGUACGCUUUUUUUUUUUUUUAGGGAAGACUAUUUUCCACUUAGUUAAUCUUCUAUGCUCGAGCAUGAACAAAAACAAUUGUGUUGGGUGAAAUCCCCCCACACACUUUUUAUCUGCAUCCACAAAUUAAUAUGAGGGGGGGGGAAAAAAAAAAAAGAAGAUGAGUUUCUAGACGGAGCAUGGUAGGAAGAGAGUGCCCGGCUUGGCAUCUGCCGCUGCCGCCGCUUGUUCUUGCUGCCGGCGCCCUGCGCCCGGCUGCGACUGCUGCCUUGGGGAAAGGUCUGCAAAAUUCUUUGCUUUGGAAAUACAAUCAAGGAGAAAUCUCCAUUUUGGCAGGCUGUGCGGUUUCUCCGCGCGGCUGAGCUCUGACCUGGCCCUGCCCUGCUGCCUGAGACUGGCCCAGCCAAGUCCCUCAGCGUCAAUUUGAAAUUCGGGGCGCUAAAAUUUCCACCGGCCGUGUGAAAGAUCUGCUGCAAAUUCACUUGACACCCGUGUUAAUACCAUGUCGUGUUCAUUUUUUUUAUGAGUCAGGCCCCUCGUGCCUCUAGUAUACUUGUAUUGACUCUCAUAGUUACCAUUUUAGUUUUACUGUGUUCUGUGAAAAAAAUUGUAAUUGGUUGAGAAUCACUGUGGGCAUCCAUUCUUAUUCAACUAAGUCUCCGCAGGUUUUUUGAGCUGGUGUGGAUUAGUUUAACUCUUGUAUUCAACCAUUAGUGCUACCACCUUCUCACAUUACAAUACAAUUACUGGAAGCAAGUACUGCAUUUCCUAUGCAACAAAAAAGGAAAAUAAAAAAUUGCUAAUGCUAA